Messenger RNA from Mollisia scopiformis, 216 nucleotides. RefSeq names its product zf-CSL-domain-containing protein. Gene Ontology annotation, biological process: protein histidyl modification to diphthamide. Gene Ontology annotation, molecular function: metal ion binding. The record is from RefSeq and is a predicted model, not a curated record. Lineage: Eukaryota; Fungi; Ascomycota; Leotiomycetes; Helotiales; Mollisiaceae. The transcript has 2 exons. The annotation marks the transcript as partial.
AUGGCCGAGAACAUUUACGACGAGAUAGAAAUUGAGGACAUGACGUACGAUGCGACCCGGGAAAUUUACCACUACCCUUGUCCCUGUGGUGACCGCUUCGAGAUCGCUAUUGCGGAUCUUCGAGACAAUGAGGAUAUUGCGGUUUGCCCAAGUUGCAGCUUGAUGAUUCGGGUUAUUUUCGAAGUGGAUUCCCUCCCAAAACCCGAAGAGGACAAG